AUGGCGCUGGAACUAGCGAAGACCGCAGAGAUAUCGAUCGCUGACUUCUUCGCGCGCGACGAUGCGCUGUCACGUCUGGAUCGGCUGCACCGCCGCACGCUUGAGGCCGUUGAGAAUGUUCUCAAGCCCCCGCGGCCGCAGGAAUUCACUCACAGUGUGCUAGACCUGGCAGUGCAGAAAGUAGUAGAAAAGCUGUCCUGGAAACUCAUGACGGAGGCUCACGCCACGCCCAGUAGCGUAGGCGUCCCAGCGCUACUGGACCUUUGUAUCGCAGGCGUGACCAGUGGAUUCCUGGUCAACAGCACACCGUACAAAGUGCUAGAAGAUCUAAUGGAAGGGCAGACCAUCAAUACGUGUGAGAAGGUGUGGGAACUGCUCGAAUCUCGCAAGGACAAGCUCACAACGCCCGCUUUCAUUGCUGAAAAAGGUCGUACUACCAAGGCCUCUCUGUGUCUACUGCGGAUGUGCAAUGCGCUGCUGCGUCGCUUGUCCAAGACCCACAACAGCGUGUUCUGCGGCAAGAUCCUCGUGUUCUUGUCGUUUACCUUUGCGUUGUCCGAGCGCUCGGCGGUGAACCUUACAGGCAAAGCCAAUGUGACUAAUGUGACGGUGUUCGAAGAUCAAGACGCGUUUGACUUGGCUGAGGCGACGGAUGUCGCCAAGGCAUCCGAAGUUGUGCCUGGACUGGAGAUUGACAGUGAUCCAAGUGCUGACGUCGGCCCGAUCGACUACAACCUGUAUCGCACCUUUUGGGACUUACAGAGCUUCUUCCGCGAGCAUCAGAUGGCCACGCAAUCGGCGGAGAACUGGGAGAAGUUUUUCACGGAGCUGAAUGUGGUGCUGGCAGCUUUUGAAGGCAACGCAUUCUCACCAGAUGACCUGGAGCGUUCACGAGACUUAAGCGGAGGCCCCAUCCACUCGGCAGAUGUGACCAUGCACGAACCUGACGGUGAUUCCAGCAAAAGCGCAACAGAACAGAACUCCCAGGAACACUUUUUCCAGCCCAAAUACCUGACCAACAGUCGUCUCUUCAGACUGCAGUUGCGCGAUCCGAUUCUGCGCGAGUGCAUGCUCACUCAGUUCCUCAUUCUGUUUAACGACUUGACAAGAGCCAAGCCUCCUGCAGGCAGCACCACUCCCAAGGCGAAGUUCGCUGAAUUGACGGAGCGUGUAGUGGCGUUGCUGAAGCAAACACCAUCAGAUGGAGAAGGCUUCAACGAGAUGGUGUCGGUCGUUCUGGAACGCGAGCGCAAUUGGGUCAAGUGGAAGCAGGAGAAAUGUCCGGAAUACGAAAAGUAUCCGUCGGCGGCGGAUAAAGAAUCUUCGACUUCUUCCAAGCCAGUGGUGAAACGUGCUCGACGUCAAUUAACCUCGCCGCUUCUGGAGCAGAUUCUGUCCGAGAGCUCGAAGCCAUCCCAAAUCUUGGAGAAAAUUAAAGGCAAAGAACGAGCUACCGAGGUGUCUUUGACAGCGUACACUGACCGCUUCAAAGAGGCGUGGGAUCCCGAGAAUGGUAUCGAAGAGGAGUAUUGGCCGGACAAGGAUGAGAUGGUUUGCUGGCGAACGAUGCGUGCUGCGAUGAAAGAAAGUGUGGGCCAUUUGGACUUGGCGGUCAAGGGUACGGGAACGCUGGUUAAAGGUAUCCUUGGACUUGAUACCAGCGAGGCGAUCAAAGAGUCUACGGAUGCUGCAGCCUCAACGCCCAAGGACGGUGGUGAUCACGUGAAAGAAGAACAAAACGAUGAGAAGGAGACUGACCGUGAUGCACCUACGGACAUUUCGACCGGGAUGAAACGAGAGCGAAGCGGCUCCCCGAAGAACGUACCAGUUAAACGUGAGCGAACGGGACGUGCUCGAGGCCGUGACGACGACGUCGAGGACGGAGAAGAAGCAUAA
Phytophthora nicotianae INRA-310 is the source of this 1896-nucleotide messenger RNA. RefSeq lists its product as hypothetical. The coding region runs from base 1 to 1896 and encodes 631 amino acids. NCBI's taxonomy places the organism in Eukaryota, Oomycota, Peronosporomycetes, Peronosporales, Peronosporaceae. The record is from RefSeq and is a predicted model, not a curated record. The transcript has 7 exons. Gene Ontology annotation, cellular component: THO complex part of transcription export complex. Gene Ontology annotation, biological process: mRNA export from nucleus; regulation of DNA-templated transcription elongation.